This is a messenger RNA of Trematomus bernacchii (emerald rockcod), 1689 nucleotides long. RefSeq names its product C-type mannose receptor 2-like. Bases 92 to 1189 code for a protein of 365 amino acids. NCBI's taxonomy places the organism in Eukaryota, Metazoa, Chordata, Actinopteri, Perciformes, Nototheniidae. The record is from RefSeq and is a predicted model, not a curated record. The transcript is spliced from 5 exons.
CAGCGACCUCAUCGAUAUCUGAGUCUUCACCAGCACAUCGAGAGAGACGGAGAGAGAAGCAGCUGACAGGACGACUCAGGAGAAAGCAAAGAUGCAGUGGAGUCUGUUUGUGUUCAUUCUGAUGGGUCAGUGUUCCUUCUUCACAUGUCACCUCUAUGAGUACCACUUCAUUCAAGACGAAAAGUCCUGGGAUGAAGCCAAGAAGUAUUGCAGAGAGAAAUACACUGACCUGGCCACAGUGUCUGACAUGAGAGACAUGAAGAGACUGACUAAACCUUCAAAGACUACAGAAGCCUGGAUUGGACUGCACAGCAUACCAAGAACCGAGAGGUCGUGGCACUGGUCUCUGCCGGGGCUGGAGUUCAAAGAAUCUGAGACAGAAUGGAUGGACGGUCAGCCGAAUAUCAACGCUGAGGAGAACUGUGUGGUGAUAAGAGAUCAAAAAUGGCAGGAUUACACUUGUAAUGUUAAAUUUGAGUUCAUCUGCUACAAUGAACCAAAGAAAACAUACCACUGUAAAAAUGCGGCCAAGAACUGGCUUCAGGCUCAGAGCUACUGCAGAAAACAUCACACUGACCUGGUCAGUGGAAUCACACAGAUCAAUUCAACAGAAUUCAAGGAUCAGGUUGACGAAUGCAAGGGAAAAAUCAAAGGACCGUCAAAUCCAAAUAAGAACUUGUGGAUCGGCCUGUUCAGAGAGAUCUGGGGUUGGUCAGAUGGGAAGAAUUUCUCUUUCAGACACUGGGAGGACUCAUUUGAAGAUGUAGCCUCAAAAAAAUGUGCUAUGACUAAGCCAAAUGGAAAAUGGAGCUCCGACACCUGCACAGUUAAAAAACCCUUCUACUGCUAUGAGGACAAAGUGAUCCUGAUCAAAGAGAAUAAGACUUGGGAUGAGGCCUUGGAUCACUGCAGAGAGAACCACGAUGACCUGGUCUCCAUCACUGACAGUCACCAGCAGAGAUGGGUCCAAGAGACAGCCAAGAUGGCCGACACUGAGUUCGUCUGGCUGGGAAUGCGCUUCACCUGCACUCUGGAUCUGUGGUUCUGGGUCAGUGAUCGUCUGGUCUGCUAUCACAACUGGGCCCCAGACGAAAUGGCUGAGUGUGGCAUGGCUGGAGUCAUGAAGAGAGAUGGAGAGUGGUACAAAAAGGCUGACAGUGAAACGUUUAAUUUCAUCUGCGUUAAGUAAACCCAUUGGUAUAUUUACUGCAACAAGCUCACUCUUCUCUAAUAUGUGUCUGCUCUCUGGGUUUAUUGAAUGGCUCUAGUUCAAAUAUUGAAAUCACAACCUGAAGAGGGGAGAAACUAAAUUACUAACAGAUUACUAACUGAGGAUUAGAAAUUGAGAAAAAGGGGCGACACUAAAUUUAACAUGUUUUUGUCUCUGUGAACAUCUGAAUUACUUGAUAUGUUUUUGUUGUAGUAGUUAUUGAUAUAAUGCAUGUAUAUUUAUCCUCUUAAAGUGUGGAACCUAUAAUCUUCAUUUGAAUUGUUGUUGUGUCCUAUUAUAUGUUUAUGAGAAAAAAUAUAUAAAAAGACAAAUCUAUAAUGUUUUGCUUUUCAUAAAAUAUUUUACGUUUUGGUUGAAAUGUGGUGAUAGUUAUAAUAUGUGUAUCACUAUUUUUGUCAUAUUUACCUUAAUGGAGUUUUAACUGGAUGUUUAACUGUCUAAAGCUGAAUAAACGAUCU